AAGUUUGGUUUAGGAGAAGAGAAUGACAUACAGUCUUAUAAAUAUUAUCAUUAUUCAGUGUCAGGCUUAGGGUUUUGGGAAUCGAUGGAAGGGAGAAGUGACGUGGACGCAGCAGCGGACCGAAUUUCCAAAUUGCCAGAGCCAAUUUUGCAGCAUAUCUUGUAUUUUCUUCUUGCUAAAGAUGCCGCUCGAAUGAGUACAUUGUCUAAGGUUUGGGAUAGUGCUUGGAAUUCACUCUCCUACUUAAAUUUUGGUGAUAAGUUCCUUAAGUCAGAAGACAUGCCAAGGCUCGUCAAUGUUGUGAAUCAAUCUCUAGCAAAUAGGCAAAAGCACAAGAUUUCCAUGCAAAAGUUCUCUCUAGGAUUACCACAUCAUCGUUGGCUUUCUUAUGUCGAUGAUUGGAUUAAGAUACUCAUAGCUUGUAAUAUCAAAGAGUUGAAUCUAAGAGUAAGCAGACCUAUUUAUGAAGGCAAACUCGAAUACAACAGCUUGCCCGAGGCAAUCUUUGCUGCCAAAGCACUAAAUGUGCUGCGUUUGGAUGGAUUUAAGAUUGAAUUGCCUUCUGAUGGUAUAAAGUUUUCAUCUUUGCGAGAGUUGCGCCUCUCUGACGUAUUUUUGAACGAGGAAUUUAUUCAGGCUCUGUGCACAAGCUGCUGCAAUUUAGAGGAUUUGUAUUUGCAGAACUUUGAUGGACUUGCCAGUUUUCAAGUUGGUAAUACUUCUUUACCUAAACUGAAAAAGGUAAACUUGGAAUUUUGCCCUUUUGUAUUCCAAUUGGUUGAUAUUGCAGCUAUUAAUCUUGAAGACCUUAAGAUCGACAGCCUUCAUGGGAAUCUAAAGGUAGUUAAAAUAACUGCUUGCAAAGCCCUCAAGACGUUGUACCUCAAUUGCGUUGCUGUCACUGAUGAAUGAUUAGAGAGCCUUUUUUCCAGUCUACCCAACCUUGAAAUCUUUAAAUUAUUCAGUUGCGAGACAUUGAAAAACAUGAAGAUCACGAUUGAUAGGCUCAAAUGGCUGAUGGCCUCACGGUGUGAUAAUCUGAUUGCUGUUGAAUUGGACACUCCUAAUUUAAUAAAGUUCCAAUACAAUUGUCAUCCAUUGUCAACAUUCAAAUUGAAAGCUUCAGUUUUGCUGGAAGUCACUAUCUGCUUGUUCCCAGAAACUGACGACAAUCAUUGGCACUCUAAGUUCACGAAAUUUCUUGCUAACUUCAAUCAUUCCAAGGCUAUUGAAUUGUCG
This is a messenger RNA of Nicotiana tabacum (common tobacco), 1239 nucleotides long. Its product is annotated as F-box/FBD/LRR-repeat protein At5g56420-like. Lineage: Eukaryota; Viridiplantae; Streptophyta; Magnoliopsida; Solanales; Solanaceae. Gene Ontology annotation, molecular function: protein binding. The record is from RefSeq and is a predicted model, not a curated record.